GCGUUGCUCAUCUUCCUCCCUCAUUUUUCCCCACCCGUUUCCCCCCUCUCUCUCCUCCGCCCAGGGGGCUUCCGGUGUCGAGUUCGGUGGCGAUUUCGCUCGGCGGGGCGUGGGGCGCCGCUGCGUCGGUCCAGGAAUAGGACGCGAGAGGCGCGCGUCGCAGGAUUUACCGAGCGGCCGCGUGGUUGGCGUCGGGUUUCUCCGCGGCGACGAUGUGGAGCGCAUCGCUGAUAUCCUGAAUUCAAAUGAGGACGAACCAGCAGGGGGAGCCCGUGAAGAAGAUAAAUCUGCAGAUUGAAUUCCUCGACAAAAUAGACGAAAUCAACCGGUGCCCGGUGGUCCAAAUCCCGCCAGCUGAAAUUGCAGUAGCAGCUGUCCGAGAGGCUGAUAACGUGGUGCAGGUGCCAGUUAACGCCGAGGUUCAAGGUAGGCGUCCCAGGGGCACAGGGCAAGAGGAACCUGCAGUGGGGGGCCCUGGCAAUCCUGUGCACAUGUUGUACAUAACAAUGCGAAGCAGUAGGACUAACACUACAGGGAGACUGAAGAUCUUUUUCUCACCCACAUGUACAGGAGUUGGGCAAGUUUCACGACGCGACACUGCAGCAUCACCAAGGAUCUGAUGUGUGUUUUUGCUUUUUUUUUCCGAAGUUGUUGAAUCGUGUUUUUGUGCUCUGUGUGAGAUACCAGAUACCAAAACUAACCUAGUACCUAGGCUGCAGUACCACGUUCUAAAAACUAGUCUAAUUCUCAUGUUUUUUCUUCUCCAUGGAUUGAGUUAUUUUAUACUUGCAGCAUGACCAGCUAAUUGCCUGACCAGUUAUUCAAUACUGGUUUCUAA
Brachypodium distachyon (stiff brome) is the source of this 838-nucleotide messenger RNA. RefSeq lists its product as uncharacterized. The transcript has 4 exons. The record is from RefSeq and is a predicted model, not a curated record. NCBI's taxonomy places the organism in Eukaryota, Viridiplantae, Streptophyta, Magnoliopsida, Poales, Poaceae. Bases 246 to 620 code for a protein of 124 amino acids.